UGGAGAUCUCCUUCUCUCGCUUUCAGCUUUUCUUCUUCACGCCUCGAUCAGAGAUCUAAAGCUCUCCGAGUUUCAGACAACGGAUUCAAUGGAAGCGAAACAAGCUGAAAGAGAAGAAGUAUCAGCGGCACAAGCUGUGUUUGUUGGAGCUCUAGCUCCCGGCGUCAAUGCUCCGACUUGGAACACGUUGAAGAUUGCAUUCUUGUUGCUGGCUGUGUGUCUUGCUACUAUGCUCGGCUUGGCUUUCUCCUCAAGUGACUAUAUGUUGACUCUCCAUGUGACUUUCCUUGUUUUCAUAACUGGGGGCCUUUUCCUGCUUCUUACCAGGUUUCUUGCUGAGACUGGGUUGGUUUCCGUUGAACAUCAAAUGCAGGAAAUAGGCUUAGCACCCAAAGACGAUGAAGAUAAGUGCAAGAAGAGCAGUUGAAGCUCCUCCAUCAACACACGGUUUUACAUGUGAAGUGAUACAUGCUGGAGCAUAUAACAGAAGAAACUACAGUCAAGUUUACAAUUUACACGAAAGCAAACAGAUUAUUGGCAAUGAAAACGAAGGAACCAUCAUUGCCCAUUAUCUACGGCUCUGAGAAAGCUUCAUUUUCCCUUUGGUUCCUUCUCCUUCGAACGGCCCUUUUUCCGCUUGAUGAAGCAGAAACAAGAACAGCAUGGGAGCUGCAGCAUGAACAUGUCUUCUCCUUUGAUGAUUGUGGUUGUUUACAAAUCCCCAGUAUUUAUACAGGGCACCUGCCCUGGGUUUUGUGUUUCUUUGAGUAUUUUAUUGUCAUGUGAUUUUAUUCCAA
Messenger RNA from Ipomoea nil (Japanese morning glory), 797 nucleotides. RefSeq lists its product as uncharacterized. NCBI's taxonomy places the organism in Eukaryota, Viridiplantae, Streptophyta, Magnoliopsida, Solanales, Convolvulaceae. The record is from RefSeq and is a predicted model, not a curated record. The coding region runs from base 89 to 427 and encodes 112 amino acids. The transcript has 4 exons.